CAGCUGCUCGGAUGAGGACAUUUACAGUAAAUGAAGAGCUGCACCUCCAAAUCCUUCAGAAGUAGAUGCUACACAGCAGUACGUCAAACGGUAAUAUUAUUCACAAGAAAAAUACUUUCGUUUAGAGUCAUUGCUCUGCCUGUGGACUUUACAUUGUGUUUAUUUCCGCAGGUAUGAAGGCGCUGACUUUGCUGCAGGCAAAUGUGGCCCCAGGAGAGCAGCUGCAGGCCACAUGUGGGAGGAGUUUGUCCUCCAACUAUGCUCCUCCGAGUCUGGAGAACAAGCUCUUGGCUCAGACCUCCACACUCUUAAACUUUGCAGCACAAACUUCCUCUUGCCCCUCUCUCCAGCCCACCAGCCUGUCGUCCACCUCAUCCUCCCUUCUCUCCACCUCUUCCUUCUCGCCUUUGCUCAACUCCCCUCUCGUCAGCACCGAGAACAAGCUCCUAAGUGACCAUUCACCCGGUCUCUCUUUUUCCCUCACCCCCUCAACGUCUGGCCCUAAUGAAUCUCUGCACUUUAAAUCCCUGGCCGGCAGUGCUCUGCUCAAUCGCUAUGCUCAUCCUCCUUCAUUCCUCCAUCAUGAUCUGGGUGGAGAACAGAAGAGGGACGAUGGAGGAGACGAAGGCAGGGAGGAAAUAUCUGAAGUGAUGCAGUCCUCUUUUGAAGAAUCAAGUGUGUGUGAUGAGGACGAUGAUAUUUCGUCUGAAGAGGAGGAGGACGAGGAUUCUGUGGCAGCCAUGGAAUUACCUGCCCUGGAAACGGAGUUGGGCAACCAGGAACUUGAACCAACUAUGGUCGUCAGACAGGAGGAAUUUGCUGAGAUUGAUAGAAAAAAAGAAAAUAUUGAGGAGGAGCUGAAAGAUAAAAAGUAUCUCCUGCUGAAUGCGGUGUGUUGCUCUCUGAUUAAUAAAAGCAAAGCUCCAGGCCAGACGGACUGGGACUCAGAGGACAGUGUGUGGACCAAGAUCAAAAGCCUGGCGAAGGAUAUUUCUGUCUGUGACCCGCAGUUUCUUCUCAAGGUGGCAGUCUACACUCGACAGGAGUUGAACAUCCGCAUCACGGCAAACUUCUUAUUGGCUCUGGCUGCCAACCAGCCCUCCACCAAGCAACAUGUCCGCAGAUACUUCUGUGCUGCCGUACAGCUGCCCUCAGAUUGGCUGGAAGUAGUCAGAAUCUAUAGUACAUGCUUCAGUCGCUCCCUGCCAAUGUGCUUGAAGAAGGCAAUGGCUGACAAGUUCAAGCAGUUCAAUGAGUAUCAGCUGGCCAAAUACAACACACGCAAACACCGCUGUAAACACAACCGCAACAAGCGCAAAGCCAAGAAACCGACUGGUCAGCAGCUGAAACUGUGGGCGAACCUGCUCAGAUCAGAUGCAUCUAUUCUGGAGAAGUUUUUGCAGGUAGAGGGCAGCAGAACAGUGGUGGAUAAAAAGCAGAGUGAGUUCAGUAUAAAGAAGAUGAUCAAGAAGCUUCACAUUAAAGAACCGGCUGAAUAUGUUAUGGCCAUUCUGGGAAGAAAGUAUCCCGCUGACCUGAAGGCGUUCACCCACAGUGGAAUAAAGGGCUCGUGGGACAGGGAGAGAGCCGGGACGCGAAUGAAGCUCAAAGAACCAGAGACGUGGGAGCGACUGCUAAGCUUGGAGGGCAACAAGGCCGCCACCUGGGAGAAGCUCAUAGAUAAUAAGUCUCUUCCAUUCAUGGCCAUGCUGAGGAACCUGAGGAACAUGAUCUCUAAGGGCAUUAGUGAGGCUCAUCACAAGAAGAUCCUCAGCAGACUGACCAAUAAGACGGCCGUUAUUCAGAGCCGUCAGUUUCCCAUCAGAUUCCUCGCUGCCUACAAAGUCAUCAUGGAGCUUAACACUUUGGCCGCAGCAUCAGAGCAAGCAGUUCCCCCUGUUAAAGAGAUCCUGAAGGGCAUCCUGAGUAAGAUUCCCAAAAGCAAGCGCUUCAAAAGACUGGAAUGGGACACGACUCCAAGGAGCCGGAUCAGGGUGACACUCGGAGUGCCGUUUAUCUAUCGACUAUACCGAGCGAAGAAGACUCAGCUCCUAAAGGCCAAUCAGAGGGAGUUCACUGUCGCUCUGUUGGACCGUUACCGCAAAGCUCUGGAGACGGCGGUCCAGCUCUCCUGCCGUUACAAUGUGCCCCCGCUCCCCGGACGCACCAUUAUCGUGCUCCCCACUAACAUAAGGGGUGAGGAAGACUGGUGUAAGAAACAGGACUUCUGCCUCCCACCAGACCCCGAGCAGAAGAACGAUGAGGAGGAAGAGGAAGAAGAAGAAGAAGAGAGCGGAAGGAAGAGGAGGAAGAAGAAGCAGGAUGACAAGCUCACUCCUUCUGCUAUGGAGAUGGCCGUGUUGCUCGGUCUGAUGAUUGGCAGCAGCGCCGAGGACAGUCAGCUCUGCUUGUUUGAUUGGAGUCACAGUCUAGAAGUCGAGCUGAAGUCUGAUGUUCUUUUGGAUAAUGUCAGAAGUGUGAUGAAGCAAAUAAAGGUGUGUUCAGAGAUGUCACAUGAAGAUUGGGACAGCCGUGCCUUCUCCAAAAUGCUCACCAAGAAAAACAAGGUGGACAACAUCAUCUUGCUGACUGACUACUAUAUCAAUCAUGAAAUCGAGUGGGCCAUCAACAGCUACAGGAAGGAAAUAAACAACAAAGCCCUCGUGGUGGAAAUCUACUUGGCACAGGGAGAGGCAGAGCUCAACCCUGACAGGAACCGUGUGAAGCUGACAGGAUUCAGUGAACAAACUCUGAGGUUUGUGGCAGAACGAGGAUCGUCCAGGCUGCUGGACCAUGUGGAGCAUUUGGACAAACUUUACAACAUCCCAGAACCACAGGGAGCUAAAGGCCCUCAGACCACAAACAGUGUCGUCCCAAUACCAACCAGCCCCAACUUAAGGUGGCGAGGUGUACGUGUGUUUAUCUCCUCCACCUUCAGAGACAUGCACGCUGAGCGCGACAUCUUGGUGCGCAGCGUGUUCCCGGAGCUCCGGCGUCGUGCUGCAUUACACUGCCUCUACCUGCAGGAGGUGGAGCUGCGCUGGGGCCUGACAGAGGAGGAGUCGGGGCGAGCCGCCGAGCUGUGCCUGUCAGAGGUGUGGCGCAGCCAGAUGAUGGUAGCAAUCCUGGGGGAGAGGUACGGCCUGGUUCCUCCCAAACCUGACCUCCCUGACCUACCGCAGUAUAGCUGGCUGGAGUCGGCCCCACCAGGCCUGUCCAUCACAGAGAUGGAGAUCCGUCAGUUCCAGGCUCUUCACCCCGAGACAGCAAAACAGCGAAUGUUCGGCUACUUCAGAGAUCCAAGGGUUAUCAACUCCGUUCCGGUAGCUUGGAAAUCUGACUUUGCUCCGGAAUCACAGGAGGCUGGGUCUAAAAUGGAGUUUCUGAAGAAAAGGAUCCGGGCCAGUGAAGUCAAGGUCACUGAAAAUUACUCGUGUGAGUGGAGUGGCGUCGUGGAAGGGAAACCAUAUCUGAAAAACCUGGAGGACUUUGGCAAGGCCGUGCUGGAAGACCUGUGGACGGCUGUCGUAAAGCAGUUUGUGGAAGGGGAUGAGGAGGCGGAGGCUGUGUCCGAUGUGACGGAGCAGGAGGUGCACCAGGGGGCGCUGCAGAGGCAGUUCUUCGGCAGGGCGAAGCUGCUGUCUGCGGCUGUCGAGAUAGUGGAGCAGGCUCAGAUCAAGGGAGGGAUGAUGGUGGUGGAGGGAGGACCUGGAGAGGGCAAAACCGUCUUCAUGGCUGCUCUGGCAGACACCCUCAGGACUGGAGUUAAGUCCAGGAAAAACCUCGUCUGUGAUGUCAUCUCCUACUCUACAGCCGCCAGCCAAUCAGCAGGCUCUGUGGAAAACCUGCUUCGAUGCCUCAUGCAGUGGUUGAGGAAGAUGAAAGAUACUGAGGAGGAAUCACCUCUUCCCCAUUCUUACAAAGAUCUGCUGUCAGAAUUUCACUCCAGUUUGAGUGACCUGAAGAAGAAUAAGCCUCUGGUGCUGCUCGUCGAUGGGGUGGAUCUUGUCAAAGACGGCAGAGGUCAGCUCAGCUCUGACUGGAUACCACAGCAGCUUCCACAGGGUGUUUGUUUGGUAGUGAGCAUCACAACAAAAGCAGCACUGUUACAAACCCUGGCCAAGAAAAGAGGAACUGUCCUGUUUACCCUGGGACAGCUCACCAUGCCGGACCGGAAGGAGAUAGUUCAGAAGGGACUGGACACCUUCGGGAAGAAACUCAGUGAAUCUGCAUUCAACAACCAGCUCCAGACUCUGAUAAUGAAGAAGGGAGCAGUGAGUCCUCUCUACCUGCACCUAGCCUGUGAAGACCUGAGGAACUUUGCCUCCUUUGAUAAGUUGAAGGAGAACCUCCAGGGCUUGCCUCAGUCUCUGAGCCAGUUGGUGCAGUACAGCCUGGACAGACUCUGCUUGCAGUACAGAGGCAUGCUGGGACUCCGCUGGGCCCUGGCAGCACUCACCGUCAGCACAACUGGCCUGAGGGAGAAAGACUUGUACUCUGUACUGAACACAUGCAACGACUUAUCCUCACGGGACGGACAGUUCACAUGGCAGGAAGCACUGCAUCUGUCCAGGAAGCCCAAAGGACGCAUUCCCAUGGCAACUUUCACCCGUUUAGCGCAGAGUUUACAAAGUCUGAUUGGUCCGUCUCAAUGCCACGACACUGACGACCUGCUGUCUCUAACCAAUCCGGAGGUGAGGAGGGCCUUCGAGGACUUCCUCCUCCCAACAGAAAGUGACAGAACCAGAGCUCACCUCGUACUGGCAGCUCAUCUGUGGGCACUGGCCGACCCGCUGGACACAGACACCUUCCUUCACUGUGAGGCCAACUCUGUCAUGCACCUGCCUUCCAACCUGAUUAAAAGUGGCAAGCUGGAAGCGCUUUGGUCCCUGCUCUCCAGCUACUACUUCCUGUAUGCUAACGUGCGUCACGGCCUCCUGCACCACCUCCUGGAGACCUACAUCUUGUAUGAUGACAACAAUAAGUCUGAAGACAACUAUAUCUUCCAGCGUCGUCUAGACGACUGCCGGAGUUUCUUGCGGCGUCACGGCUCCCUGCUCUCAUCCUGGCCGGCUCUUUUUGUUCAGCAAGCCCUCAACGAGCCUCCUUUGACCUCUGCUCACACCUGGGCACAAGGCCUGAUGGGAAAAGGAGGGGCCCGGGUAGUUGAGUGGCUAAACAAUGACGGUCACACUCUCGAGGAGACCAGUGAGCUGGUGUCGACCUUCUCCUCUGAACCGACCUGUUUGGUUGUGAGCCCGGAUGGAGAGCUGAUGGUGGUUGGCACUGGACAGGGAAUGCUGCAUUUCAUCAACACACAGACCGGACAGGAAGUGAAAUCGCUGGUGAGCAGCUGUGACGGCAUCUCAAGCUGCGUCUUUCUUAAGGAUGGACGUCUUGCUACCACCUCCUUUGAUGGACGAAUAGAGAUCUGGGACAUCGGGAAUGGCUGCAGGACUGCUCUCAUUGAGGGCCACACUAAUGUGAUAACAGCAAGUGAUAUCACUGCAGACAGGAAGCACCUCGCAACGGUGUCUCUGGACUUCAUGCUGAAAGUUUGGUCGUCUACUAAAGGCAAGGAGAUAGCAGCCCUGCCCAGCUCCAGCCCUCUGAACUGUGUGACCUUUGACCCCGAGGAUCACCUGCUGGCUGCUGGUUGCUGGAAUGGAAACGUGAUUGUGUGGAACUGGCUCCAGAAUAAAGCACUAACAUCCCUGUCUGGUCACAAGCGCUCAGUGCGCAGUCUCUCCUUCUCUUCUUCCUCCUCCAUGCUCUGCUCCGGCUCUGUGUGUGGAGAGGUCAGGGUGUGGUCGGUGCCCACCUCCACCUGUGUGGGAUGUUUCCAGGCUCACAGCGGAGCCACGGAGGUCCUCACCUUCCUGCAGGACGGGGGACUGCUGCUGAGUGCCGGCUCUGAUCACAUGCUCCAGCUCUGGUCAGGAGGACUCGGCCGUUCGGUCACCGCAUUUAGAAAUGAUGAAAGCGAACAGGAGCCUCCUUUGAAGAAACAGAGGUCUGAGACGCCUGCGCCUGCUGCUCUGUGUGUGGCUGUUAAUGGAGACUAUGCUGCUGUGGGUUACCACGGUGACGGCAUCAAACUCUUCAGUCUUGACUCAGGUGAGAAGAUCUGGGACUCCGAGGGCUUUGAGGGCCUUGAUGUGUCCAUACUGAGCUUGCUGUGGGUCGUCUUGGACGCAGAGCAGACGGAACCUGAGCUGCUGCUGUCUGCAGGAAGUGACAAACGUGUGAGAGUCUGGAAGAGAAAAGAAGAAGAGAAGGGACUGCUGGGAGGCUUGACAAUGUGGGGAAUGUUUUCUGGGCAAUCAGACGUCGUCCUGGCAUUAGCACAAAACUCCACGUACCUGGCAACAGCUUCAGAUGACUCCUCCAUUUGUCUGUGGUUGUUGAGCGAACUGGCCCUCGAACCGUGUAUUGAUCCUCAUGAGUAUCUGAGGGGCCACAGUGGAGGUGUCACCUGUCUGGCGUUCAGCCCUGAUGGUGGACAGCUGCUGUCCGGUGGAAAAGAUCAGGCCCUGAUGGUGUGGGAUGUGAGUUCGUCUCCUGCUGCUCUCUUUAAGUCGCUCCCUCACUCACACAAAGACUGGAUCACCGGCUGUGUUUGGACUCCAGACUGUGUGAUUAGCUCUUCAAACGACGGGAGGCUUUGUUUAUGGGAUCUGCAGGCAGGCCAAAGUCUCAAAGAAAUCUCCUGGAGGAGUCCUCUUACAUCUGUCUGCUGUCUGGGACGGUAUGUGAUGGCCGGCUGUGCAGAGGGAGAGCUUCAUGUUUGGAACUGGGAAACAAACAUGGAGAUCUGCCACAUUGAUGCACACGAGGAACGUAUACACCACUGCUCUCUCCUGCCAAAUACAGACAAGAACAAAGAAGUCAACCCAGAAGAAAUGGCUGUUUUCACUGCGUCAGAUGAUGGCAUAGUGCAGCUCUGGAAACCACUACAGGUGGAGCACUUCGCCACCUUCCAGGGUCAUAGCGGUGCGAUACGUGGCGUGAUACGUGGCGUGAUUCCCGAACAAGGAGGCGCAGAUUUCUUCACUGUUUCUGAAGACUGCUCAUUGCGAGGCUGGACGUGGGGAACAGAGUUUUCCCCCAGUCUGACAGGACCAGUCACAGCUCUGUGCUUGUCCCAGAGAGACGAUUUGCUUCUUGCUGGUUAUGAAUCCGGUUUGCUGGAAGUAUGGCAGCACCGCGCUGUGGUCGGCCAGAAGCAGGUUUCAGACGGCAGCGUCCUAGCGAUCUGCUCCAUGCCUGAUGGCCAGUUUGCUGUCAGUUCCACGAAGCUCGCUAUUGAUGUGUGGAAGCUGGUGUGGAAUCAACAACACAGCUCUGCAAGCCUGGUGAAGGUAACCACGUACAAAAAGAAAGACCCAGUGGUCCACCUCAACUACUUCUCCGUCCUGAUGGGUGUGUCAGACUGUGGAGUAAUAUCUGACGUCACAAUAGAUCAGGAAAACGAUUGGAACCACACAAUCACUAGCUGGAGCCAAAGUGUCCGAAUUUUGAGCAUGAUCCAUAACGACGAGAAGAGCAUGUGGCUGGUGGGCGAAGAAAGCGGAGAAGUCAGAAUUGGCUUUGUUUUUGCCAUGGGCCCCAAAAACAGUUUCAAUUCAGCUUUCAGCUCAAUGAGCCUAGAGACCACCGAAGAGGAGAAGAAGGGGGCCAUGAUAACAGCUGGAACUGUGGACAAAGAAUUUGUCGUGUGUGGAGACGUGAACGGCAACAUGUGGUUCAACCAGCCUUCAGAGGAUUCCUCGUGGAGCAGCAGAAAACCUGCUCACAGUGACCGGAUCAGUGUGCUGAAACUAACUGACCGCACCAUCAUCUCAGCCUCCUACGACAGGACAGUGAAGCUGUGGGACAGAAACACUAAGAAACAGGUGGGCAUGUUUGUGUGUGGAGGUCCUGUUCUGCAUUUGGAGGUGAACCCUGAAAAGCCCACUGAACUGGUUUGUGGUGACGGACAGGGAAAGAUCUACUUCCUCUCCUGGAAAGAAUAACCCUCAAGAUAUUAAAUAAAGGUUAUCUAUCUAUCUAUCCAUCUAUCUAUUAUGCACUAAAUUCAGCAUUUAGGAAAAAUGCUUAAACACUACAAUUAACCAAAGAUUGCUAGGAAUGUGUUGCUUCCUCUUUGCUUCAAUGAAGGUGAAUAGUAUAUUUAAAAAAAAAUGAAGGUGAAAUAUUUACAUCACAUACAGGGAUAAGCAUCUAUGUAAUAGUUGCAAAGAUAUGUUUACUUUACAUGUGCCUUUACUUUAUAAGAUAGAAGAAAAUAUUAUCAGUUAUAGUUAUGUGUAAGCUGAAUUAAUCAAUGGCCUUAUUUUAUUUGAAAAUUGUAACAGAAUGAAAAUAGGAAUGUGGGAUAUGAAACAAUUAUCUUUUUUUUGACAAUAAAUUAAAUGUUCAAAUCUGCACUUUGAAAUGUUGUUUUGUUUGUUUUUUAAAAGGACUAAAUGAAAAAAAGAACGUGGAUUUAAACAAAAAAUAUUGUAUGUUAUACUUUUUUUACAUUUAACAAAUAGUCAAUAAUUAGUAGCUUUUCUUUUAUAUUCCUGGGACAAGAAAAUGGGUGUUGACAUUCUAGUUAUUGUCAGAUUUUCUGUGAAUGAAUGCAUUUAAAGGUAAUUAAACCAAAAGCAGGAGAGAUUUGCUUUGAUUGCUAUUUGACAUGUGUUUUAUGUAAACAGAGACUCUGUCUGGCUGUGAGACAUCGAUGGCAGACAUGUAAACACAGUUUAUCAGCUAAGUGCUUUUACAGCUCUCUUAUCUGCACUGAAUUGCUUCUGUUCUGUUGACAAUGGGUCAUAUUUAGUGCAAUAAAACUAUAUCUACUGCUGCAC
Molecule: messenger RNA, 8855 nt
Organism: Sebastes umbrosus (honeycomb rockfish)
Lineage: Eukaryota; Metazoa; Chordata; Actinopteri; Perciformes; Sebastidae
Gene: tep1
Product: telomerase-associated protein 1
Exons: 56
Coding region: 174-8015 (2613 amino acids)
Biological process (GO): telomere maintenance via recombination
Cellular component (GO): telomerase holoenzyme complex
Molecular function (GO): protein binding; telomerase activity; telomerase RNA binding
Source: RefSeq, a predicted model, not a curated record